GAGGGAUGAAGAGACACGCGGCCGAGAUGCUCACAGUGAGUGUCGCGCGCGCGCGUUCUCGCGCAGUAUCGGCUCGAGACGGUCUUUCAGGAGGUUUUCGGGUCAUCUCCAUCAUCAUCAUUAUUAUCAUCAUCAUCUCCAUCAUCACGAGGAUGAUCAUUCUGCCUGGAACUAAGCCAAAGAAGUGACUGCGUCAUCGCUCUAGCUGUCCAAACAAGGGCAAACGGAUCUAAGACGGCGCCUUGUCAUGAGCAGGAACAAAGGCAGCAAACCAAUUGGCAAGUACGCCGUCUAUCAGCCUGUCGCAGUCCGGCUGGAGUAAGACAGUUGUUGUUUUUUGGGACUUCUGUUCACUCAAUAUCAGCAAAAUGUUCACUCCAGAGAAACCGGUAUGGCUACGUGCUCGUGUGUCCUGGCUGAAGCUGAAGACUCUGCUUCGAAUCUUCAUCAUGGCUUCAGGAGUAGCAGGAGUCACUUGUCAGCAAGUCCAGUAUACCUCAGUCACAACAUAUUACGGGAAACUCCGGGGGUUUAGGGCGGCAUUGCCCAGUGAGAUCCUGCGCCCUGUGGAGCAGUAUCUGGGCGUACCUUAUGCCAUGCCUCCUACAGGAGAAAGACGGUUCCAGGCUCCUGAACCACCCAAUUCUUGGUCAAGCAUCAGGAACGCCACCCAGUUCGCCCCUGUUUGCCCUCAGUUCCUGGAGGAUCGAUUUCUUUUGAGUGACAUGUUGCCUGUUUGGUUCACAGCAAAUCUGGACACGGUGGCCACUUACCUACAAGACCAGAGUGAGGACUGUCUGUACCUGAACAUCUACGUGCCCACAGACGAAGACGUAAGCGGUGACGAGGAGGACGCACUCAAACCGGUCAUGGUGUACAUCCAUGGUGGCUCUUAUGUCGAAGGAACAGCGAACGUGAUUGACGGAAGCGUCCUUGCCAGCUACGGUGAUGUCAUCGUCGUCACUGUAAACUACCGUCUGGGGGUUUUAGGGUUCUUGAGCACAGGUGAUCAAGCUGCCAAAGGGAAUUAUGGACUCUUGGACCAGAUUCAGGCUCUCAGAUGGGUAAAAGAGAACAUACAGGCUUUUAAUGGAGAUCCGCGAAGAGUGACAAUAUUCGGCUCUGGAGCCGGAGCGUCGUGUGUCAGUCUGCUGACAUUGUCCCACUAUUCUGAAGAUCUGUUCCAGAAAGCAAUUAUUCAGAGUGGCACAGCUCUUUCUAGCUGGGCCAUUAACUACCAGCCAGCCAAAUACACACGAAUGCUGGCUGAGAAAGUAGGGUGCAAUGAAGACGACUCUAUGGAAGUGAUCCAAUGCCUCCAGAAUAAGAACUACAAAGAGCUCAUCGAGCAGAACAUAACUCCUGCCAAGUACCAUAUCGCCUUUGGACCCGUAAUUGAUGGAGAUGUUGUGCCAGAUGACCCACAGAUCCUGAUGGAGCAAGGCGAGUUUCUGAACUACGAUAUCAUGCUUGGGGUGAACCAGGGCGAGGGGUAUAAAUUUGUGGAUGGUAUCGUGGACAGUGAGGAUGGUGUUGCUGGAAAUGACUUUGAAUUUGCCGUGUCAGACUUUGUUGAUAACUUGUAUGGUUAUCCGGAAGGGAAAGAUACCCUGCGGGAGACAAUUAAGUUCAUGUACACGGAUUGGGCAGAUAAGGAAAAUCCAGAAACAAGACGCAAAACAUUGGUUGCUCUUUUUACCGAUCACCAGUGGGUGGCGCCUGCAGUGGCCACCGCGGAUCUACACGCUCAGUAUGGUUCACCUACGUAUUUCUAUGCCUUCUACCACCACUGCCAGAGCGAAAUGAAGCCAGCCUGGGCAGAUUCUGCGCAUGGAGAUGAACUUCCGUAUGUUUUUGGUAUCCCUAUGAUUGGUCCAACUGAUCUCUUCAGCUGCAACUUCUCUAAGAAUGAUGUAAUGCUGAGUGCUGUGGUUAUGACCUACUGGACUAAUUUUGCCAAAACAGGAGACCCAAACCAGCCGGUUCCCCAGGACACAAAAUUUAUUCACACCAAACCUAAUCGCUUUGAAGAAGUUGCAUGGUCCAAGUACAAUCCUAAAGAUCAGCUGUACCUUCACAUCGGUCUCAAGCCACGUGUCCGAGACCACUACAGGGCCACCAAGGUUGCUUUCUGGCUGGAGCUUGUGCCACAUUUGCACAACAUCAACGAACUUUUCCAAUAUGUAUCGUCAACCACCAAGAUCCCUCCUCAGGAUACGACUCCUUACUCAUACACCAAGCGCUUAUCCAACAAACUUUGGCCGUCCACCACCCGGCACCCAUCGGUUCCUUCAUCUAACACCAAGCAGUCCACGGACCAGCAGAAGAAUUCCGAGCACGAGGAUAGCUCCGUAACCAUAGAAGCUCGAGACUAUUCUACAGAAUUAAGUGUCACUAUCGCAGUUGGAGCAUCCUUACUCUUUCUAAACAUCCUGGCCUUUGCAGCUCUCUAUUACAAGAAGGACAAGCAUCGUUUUGAGGCCACUCGCCGUCCGAGUCCACCGAGGAACCUUGCUAAUGAUGUACAAAGGGUUCCAAAUGAGGAUCUAAUGUCCUUGCAGAUGAAGCAACUCGAUCACGGCCACGAUCACGAUUGCGAGUCAUUGCAAGGGCAUGACAUGCUCCGUCUCACUUGUCCUCCGGACUACGCCCUUACUUUACGCCGUUCUCCGGAUGACUUCCCAAUCAUGACGUCAAACACCAUCACCAUGAUUCCAAAUUCUCUCUCUGUGAUUCAGUCGCCAUACCAUCCUUUUAACCCAUAUGCCAACAGUACGCCAAGCAAUACCGGCCUCCCACACGGACACUCUACCACUAGAGUAUAACUCAGUGCCAACGACUGUACUUUACAAGCAGCAGAUUAUUAUUUAAGUCAAACAGAGUGCACCUGGUUGUUUGGAGACAAGCACUAAAGGUGUUAUUUUAUUACUGACUACUCCAUGAACUAUCUCAAAUAACCUGUAUAAUGUGAACAAUGAAUGUAAUGAUUUUCACAUUUAAGGCAAAGCCAAGUAAGCUGAGGACUCUUCUUUAAUCCCUAGCACUAUGAUACCCUGUAUGAAAACCCAUCGUUUCUGUCCUGAUCUCUUUGCGUAGAUUGUAAAGUGAUCUUCUGAGAUCCCCUCAAUCCUAAAUCACUGAUAUCAUCAGUUUUAUGAUUGGUUGCUCUGGUAGAAACAAUAGUAGCAUUAGCCAUGGUCAUCAUGGCUGUCUUUAGUACUGAGAUCAAUAUUUACUGAUCAUUAUUUAUUGAGAUAAAAGUUUUGCUAUAAUUAGGCUUGUGCAAAAUUGAUUUUUACUUCACCAUUUAAGAAAAAAUUUACCAUCCAGUACCAAAAACAAUCAUUUCUUCUAUUUCAGGUUUAAGGAUUCUAUAGCAAUGGGUUUUAUGCUAAUGAACUCAAAGCAUUUAUGCUAAGAGCAUAAUAGAUGAUGGAAAAGGGGCGGGGCUUACAGUAGGUUUUGGUUAAUUUAGGCAAGUCCACAUAACCUACUUGAAUCUUUCCAGACGAAGAUGUUGAUUGGCUUUUGAUCUGUUACAUGGUAACUUGUACUUUGUUAAAUGUCAGCACUCCUACACAAAUGUUCAGUGGAUGUUGUGUAGAGAAGACUUAGAGAAGACUUAGAGAAGACUUAGAGAAGACAGAGAAGACUUAGAGAAGACAGAGAAGACUUAGAGAAGACUUAGAGAAGACUUAGAGAAGACUCAGAGAAGACUCAGAGAAGACUCAGAGAAGACUUAGAGAAGACUCAGAGAAGACUCAGAGAAGACUCAGAGAAGACUCAGAGAAGACUCAGAGAAGACUUAGAGAAGACUCAGAGAAGACGUGAUGUUGCACAAUCCUAAUUAUAAUGUCUCCUCAUAAUGGCAUUGUCUAAGCGUCCAAGGGAACAUAAAGAGAUCCAGAAAUCAUUGUUAUUCUCAUCCAGUUUAAAUCCAGACAAAGAGAUCAGAGUGCAGUGUAAAUAUCUGAGCCAUGUACCGAGUUCAAAUACUGUAAAUCUUAUGAGUUUAGCUCCUAAAAUCUAUUGCCCUUAAACAGGGCAAUAAUCCCAUUUCUCAGUCCAAAUACCGUUUAUUUAAGAGUCUAAAGUAAUGUAUAUAGCUUAGGAUAAAGCACAAAAUGAAGAAAAGGCUAGUGCUUGUAUUGUUGCUUCCCUUCUAAAGACCCUUUGCUUCUCAUGCAGACGCCGUCUAUCUUUUCCGUUUCAUUUGUUCUUAACAUGCUGUUGGUGUUGUAGCUCUCAUUCUCAUGCUGUUCGCUUAACUCUGUGCCUCAAAGGCUAAAUGUCUUUUGUGAUUUUCAAAAACGUCCAAAAAUUGAGAACCUACUUGUGUGAAUGUCAAACUUUGCCAGUCCUCAGGAAGUGUCAACAGACAUGCUGUCAUUUAUUUACUGCCGACACGUUACCGUGGAGACGAGCCGCAGGAUUUUAUAGCCCAGCUGUUUUUAUCCACGUCCGCAUUUUGUAGCUCGUUAUACUGCAACGAAAGGUUUGAUUUAAACCUGACCGCAGUUAGAGUUCCAGAUUUUAGUACCAUACACUCAGCUCUUGCUUCAUUUAUAGAGAAAUUGAUGUGUGAUGCUCAAUGUCUCCACCAUUAAAGUCUCCCAAGGGCAAGGAAUCAGAGACGCUUGUCAGAAGCAUUCUCCCAUCUGCAGUGUGUAGAUGUCAUACAGCACAGCCCUUUAAAAACACUGCUCUGAAAUUCUUAACUCUUAUCAGAUUGAUGCAAUUUAGCAAAAAAAGGUGUUUUUUAUUUAUUUAUUUUUUGCUAACCUUGAGACUUCAAAUAGAGAGAUGAGUUUUCCAUCCCAAAAAGGUUCAGGUUUCAGACAUGAAAGACUGAAAAAGGAAACAGAUGCAAAUAAACAUCUGUAUGGACCAAGCACCAUUGUCAAGUCGUGCUCCUUGAUUACUUUAUCUUAUCAGAUCCUAUUGGCUGAUGAUGGUUCAGCUUAUUAAUAAUCAGUUCAUAAUGAAACCUCAGAUACGCAGUCCACCACAUUUCAGCUUGAUCAGACUUCGGGGAUCAGAUCAGCUCAGUAAUUUGACAGCUUUUUGUGAAGAUGUGACAUCAAAUCAUAGGACUAGUUCACAGAUGUAGUUUUUGGAUAUUUGCUCAACAUCUACGCUCUUGAGACGUUCUUGUUUGGUGGAAAAAAAUAAGUUUUAACAGUAGAACUCAAGGUCAAGAGGUAAAAAGAAACAUGAGCUACAGUGCCACCAUCAGGCCAGUCUGACGCAUGCAGCCAGACCAAUAUACAGCAUAUAGGAAGAAGAAAAACAACAACCAGAACAAAUGAGACAAACAACAUGGUCUCAGCAUUUUAGGUGCUUGGACCCCUAACUAUCGCUGAAGGCUCAUGAGCUUCACAAACUCUCAGUUGCAUGUCAGGGGGUGUGGCCUAUUAUACAGUUAUUAUAUGCAUUGAUGAUUAUGCAUAAAGAUGGGAGAAAGAAGAGAAUAUUUUUUUUGUUUUCUCAUUUCACCAUUGUGUGUUUGGCUUCUGAUGCUUAGAUUGAGGGUUUUUGUUCUUUAUUAUAAUGGCAGUCCUGUACAUAUUUAACCUUCUCCUGUAUUUUUGAGCUGGAUUUCUUUAAUCUGAGGAGAGACUAUAUACUAAAAGUAUUCUUUUAAUCUACUAUAAAUGUCCAUUGUAUUCUAAGUAACAGUUCAAAUUGAGCUGACAGUAAAGUUUUGUUGAACUCUGUGCUUGUUGUAGUAGGUCUACACCAGGACAGGUCAUUACAGGUCAAAUACAACUUCAGGCUUCACAGAGUAAAACAGCUCUGAUGUGAUGCUGGUGUUGUAACAGAGGAGUCAUGUGAUGGAUGUGAUUGUCUAUAAGGAAACGAAUAAACAGGACUAACAAACCUCUCGGCCCAGUGCAGAAAUUCACAUUCUUUG
Molecule: messenger RNA, 5914 nt
Organism: Tachysurus vachellii
Lineage: Eukaryota; Metazoa; Chordata; Actinopteri; Siluriformes; Bagridae
Gene: nlgn4xb
Product: neuroligin 4 X-linked b
Exons: 6
Coding region: 369-2825 (818 amino acids)
Biological process (GO): modulation of chemical synaptic transmission; neuron cell-cell adhesion; chemical synaptic transmission
Cellular component (GO): cell surface; postsynaptic specialization membrane; synapse
Molecular function (GO): neurexin family protein binding; signaling receptor activity
Source: RefSeq, a predicted model, not a curated record